CUGCCACCAUGCCCGACUCGCCGGCCGACGUCAAGACACAGCCCAGGUCCACGCCGCCCAACAUGCCCCCGCCGCCGCCCGCCGUCACCCAGGGAGCCACGCGCCACCCCUCCUUCACACCAAGCACCAAUCGAGACGCUGGCCCUCCGACGUUUCUGCCUCGCGGCCGUUUUCAUGGUUGCUUGAAAUGGUCGAUGGUCUGUCUUUUGAUGAACGGGAGCAGCCACUCGCCAACUGCCAUCAAUGCGACCCCCUCCACCCCCAACGGGUUCAGCAACGGGCCGGCCACCUCCUCCACCGCCUCCCUCUCCACCCACCAGCUCCCACCAGCCUGUGGGGCCCGGCAGCUCUCCAAGCUCAAGCGCUUCCUCACCACCCUGCAGCAGUUCGGCAACGACAUCUCCCCCGAGAUCGGGGAGCGGGUGCGAACCCUCGUCCUGGGGCUCGUGAAUUCCACCCUCACCAUUGAGGAAUUUCAUGCCAAGCUCCAGGAGGCUACCAACUUCCCACUGCGACCCUUCGUCAUCCCCUUCCUCAAGGCCAACCUGCCCCUGCUGCAGCGGGAGCUGCUGCACUGUGCCCGCAUGGCCAAGCAGAGCCCGGCCCAGUACCUGGCCCAGCACGAGCAGCUGCUGCUGGAUGCCAACGCCUCCUCCCCCAUGGACUCCUCCGAGCUGCUCCUGGAGGUGGGAGAGAGCGGCAAGAGGAGGACACCAGACAGGACCAAAGAGAACGGUUUGGACCGAGACCCUCUGCACCCCGAGCACCUCAGCAAGCGCCCGUGCACCAUGAGCCCGGCGCAGCGUUACAGCCCCAGCAACGGGCUGAGCCACCCCCCCAACGGGCUGGGCCACCCCUCGACUGGUCCCCCCUUGCCCCAGCACUACCGCCUGGAGGACAUGGCCAUGGCACACCACUACCGCGACGCCUACCGGCACCCCGACCCCCGGGAGCUCCGCGAGCGCCAGCGGCCUGCGGUGCACGGGACACGGCAGGAGGAGGUGAUCGACCACCGGCUCACCGACCGGGAGUGGGCGGAGGAGUGGAAACACCUCAACAAUCUGCUGAACUGCAUCAUGGACAUGGUGGAGAAGACGCGCCGGUCGCUGACGGUGCUGCGGCGGUGCCAGGAAGCCGAUCGCGAGGAGCUCAACCACUGGAUCCGGCGCUACAGCGAUGCUGAGGACAUGAAGAAAGGCAGCCCCCCCUCUGCCCGCCCCCCCAGCAGCUCCUCUGCCCCCGAGGCACCCCAGUUAGACGCUCACCGGGAAUUUGCACCGCGGCCCCUCUCCGGGUACAUGCCAGAGGAGAUCUGGAGGAAGGCUGAAGAAGCCGUGAACGAGGUGAAGCGCCAGGCCAUGUCGGAGCUGCAGAAGGCCGUGUCGGACGCCGAGCGGAAAGCCCACGAGCUGAUCACGACGGAGAGAGCCAAGAUGGAGCGAGCCCUGGCCGAGGCCAAGCGCCAGGCCUCGGAGGACGCCCUGACCGUCAUCAACCAGCAGGAGGACUCGAGCGAGAGCUGCUGGAACUGCGGGCGCAAGGCGAGCGAGACCUGCAGCGGCUGCAACACCGCCCGCUACUGCGGCUCCUUCUGCCAGCACAAGGAUUGGGAGAAGCACCACCACGUCUGCGGGCAGACUCUGCAGGGGCUGCCAGCCCCCACCACCCCCACCGUGGGGCUGCCACCGGCUCCGGGGCAACCCGACGGGGUGGCCACCAUUGCCAGCAGCCCCAGCGAGACGGGCUCGGCAGCCGCUUCCCGCGCCGGCACGCCAGGCACCCCGGCUCUGCUGGAGAGCGCGUCCCGCUGAGCCACCCUGGGGAUGCCGCCGCUGCCACCACGCUCC
Molecule: messenger RNA, 1847 nt
Organism: Chaetura pelagica (chimney swift)
Lineage: Eukaryota; Metazoa; Chordata; Aves; Apodiformes; Apodidae
Gene: CBFA2T3
Product: core-binding factor, runt domain, alpha subunit 2; translocated to, 3
Exons: 11
Coding region: 9-1811 (600 amino acids)
Biological process (GO): DNA-templated transcription; negative regulation of DNA-templated transcription
Cellular component (GO): nucleus
Molecular function (GO): transcription corepressor activity
Source: RefSeq, a predicted model, not a curated record